Molecule: messenger RNA, 1903 nt
Organism: Tripterygium wilfordii
Lineage: Eukaryota; Viridiplantae; Streptophyta; Magnoliopsida; Celastrales; Celastraceae
Product: glycosyltransferase BC10-like
Exons: 11
Coding region: 377-1567 (396 amino acids)
Cellular component (GO): membrane
Molecular function (GO): glycosyltransferase activity
Source: RefSeq, a predicted model, not a curated record
GGUUGUUUUGAUUUUUGAACCCUUCACAGCGAAUCAAAAAUCAUAUAAAAAAACCCAUCGCGAGGGAUUUUCCAGGGAAAAUACACGCUCGCUCAGAGAAGAAAAGUCCGAGAAAAUUUGAUUAACUUGUAAUAAGCGGAAAAUUAGUGGUAUAAAAGCCUGAUUACUGCGAUUAAUCUCGAUUCUCAUACAGCAUUAGAUCUCCAGACGCUGUCGAUCUCCAAAUCUCGGAUUCGAGAUUCAUAUUGGACCAGCUACAUUACGUCCAAGAUCCUUGUCAACUAGUUGUGCAAGUUGCUGGCUAGUCUCGUCAUUAAGGUUAACAGGGUAUGAUGGUAAAAGAAAGAAAUCAAAGAUGCUUUGAGAUACGGCUGUGAUGCUUUUACCUUACUUGAAGACAGGUCGUGCAUGGCUACAAGGCACAAGGGACAUUCUAAUAAUGUCUGGGUCUCGACGGCGACCUCAUUUAAAGAGGCCAGUGUGGAUUAUUGUUUUGGUAUCUUUGGUGAGCAUCUUCUUGAUUGGUGCCUAUGUUUACCCACCGAGAAGCUCUGCAGCUUGCUAUUUCUUUACAUCAAGUGGUUGUACCAUCUUCGAACAACCUCCUGUUAUACCUUCCAGGGAACUGACUGAUGAGGAGACUGCCAGUCAGGUUGUAUUUGAGGAAAUUUUGAAAAAAGCUCCUACUCAAUCUAAGAAUCCAAAAAUAGCUUUCAUGUUUUUGACUCCAGGGACUUUACCUUUUGAGAAGCUGUGGGAUAAGUUCUUUCAUGGCCAUGAAGACAGAUUUUCAGUUUAUGUACAUGCAUCUAGGGAAAAACCUGUACAUGUGAGCCGGAACUUUGUUGGUCGAGACAUUCACAGUGAUAAGGUAGCCUGGGGAAAGAUAUCAAUGGUUGAUGCGGAGAAGAGACUGUUGGCACAUGCACUCCUAGACCCUGAUAACCAGCAGUUUGUUUUGUUGUCGGAUAGUUGUGUGCCUUUGCAUAACUUUGACUAUGUAUAUAACUAUCUCAUGUUCACAAAUGUCAGCUUUAUUGACUGUUUUGAGGAUCCUGGUCCACAUGGAAAUGGAAGGUAUUCAGAGCAUAUGAUGCCUGAAGUUGAAAAGAAGUAUUUUCGGAAGGCUUCACAGUGGUUCUCCAUGAAGCGGCAGCAUGCCAUAAUAGUUAUGGCAGACAGCCUAUAUUACAGAAAAUUUAAGCUUUUCUGCAAGCCGAACAUGGAUGGACGCAACUGCUAUGCUGAUGAGCAUUACUUGCCGACUCUAUUUCGUAUGAUAGAUCCAGUUGGCAUUGCAAAUUGGUCAGUAACACAUGUUGAUUGGUCUGAGGGAAAGUGGCAUCCAAAAGCAUAUAGGUCUCAAGAUGUUACUUAUGAGCUUCUUAAGAACAUUACAUCCAUCGAUGAAAACAUGCAUGUUACAAGUGAUUCCAAGAAGACAGUGACUGUCAAACCUUGCUUAUGGAAUGGAAUGAAGCGGCCUUGCUAUUUAUUUGCCCGGAAGUUUUAUCCUGAAACUCUGGAUAGAUUGUUGUUCCUCUUCUCCAAUUAUACAACAGUUUAGGACUUGUCUGUCAUUUCUAUUCUUCUAUUGACGGGGAGCUGCUGCUCACCUGUAGCCCGCAGCUAGUUAUGUUAUAUAGUCUUAGGAUGUAAAGUGGCCAUGAUGUAGAUUUUCCGGCGCCGCAUUUUGAUGGAAGUUUCAAAAUGAAGAUUAGUGGCGAUAUAUUUAGGGUCUGCUUGACUUGGAGGUUGUCGGCUUGCUUCUUGUUGCCACUUCCCCUUGGGUUGACUGAUUUACAAUUUUGUGCUCUUUUUUUUUUUUGGUUACAAGUCUCCAUGAUUAUUCAAAAAUUCAGUUUAUACUACAGAGUUUUUGUUGUUUCCGACCCGUUAUUAA